Messenger RNA from Propithecus coquereli (Coquerel's sifaka), 1035 nucleotides. RefSeq names its product apolipoprotein L2-like. The transcript has 3 exons. Gene Ontology annotation, cellular component: extracellular region; membrane. The coding region runs from base 1 to 1035 and encodes 344 amino acids. Gene Ontology annotation, molecular function: lipid binding. The record is from RefSeq and is a predicted model, not a curated record. Gene Ontology annotation, biological process: lipoprotein metabolic process; lipid transport. Lineage: Eukaryota; Metazoa; Chordata; Mammalia; Primates; Indriidae.
AUGGGCGACUCCAUCACAAGUGCCCCACCAGAGAGCAGCAGCUUUAUUGAGGAUGUCACCGAGUAUUUCCGGGACACGGUGAGCAGAAAGGAUCUGCACCUUCUGCUGACUGAUGAUGAAGCCUGGGAGGGGUUUGUGGCUGAGGCUGAUUUGUCCAGGGAUGAGGCGGAUGCACUCCGUGAAGCUCUGAAGGAUCUUGCAACAGACACGAUCAUGGUGGACAAAGACAGGCUCCAAAAAGACCUGCGGGAGAGGGAGACGCUUUUGAACAAGUUUUUUCAGGUGAAACUGGAGCUCGAGGAGCGCAUAGGAAAGCUCCAUGCCCUUGCAGAUAAGAUUGACAAGGUCCACAGGGACUGCACAAUCUCCGAGGUGGUGGCCAGCUCCACUGGCAUUGCCUCUGGCAUCCUGACCAUCCUUGGCUUGACUUUGGCACCUGUGACAGCAGGAGUCAGUCUGGGACUCUCAGCAACUGGGUUGGGGCUGGGAGCAGCAGCUGCUGUGACCAGUGUUUCCACCCACAUUGUGGAACAAUCAAACACCUUGUUAGCAAAAGGCCAAGCCAGCAGCCUGUUGUCAACCAAGGUGAACAUGGCAGAGGUGGGGAAGGAGGCUGUGAAUGAGAACACGCCCAAAGUUAUUUCCUUAACCAAGAAUUGUUCCAAAGUCCUGAAAGACAUUGGGAAGAACAUCCGGGCCAUCAAGGUAGCCAAAGCCAGCCCUCACUUACUAGCCGAUGCCAAGUGCCUCAUGACCACUGGGAAGAUCUCUGCUCAAGGCGCUGAGCAGGUGCAGAAAGCUUUUGCAGGCACAGCUCUAGCAAUGACCAAAGGAGCACGGAUCGUGGGUGCAGUCACCACAGGAGUCGGGCUUCUGAUGGACCUGGUCAGCCUUGUGCAAAACUCCCAGCACUUGCAUGAGGGAGCAAAGGCGGAGUCGGCUGCAGAGCUGAGGCAGCAGGCCCAGGUGUUGGAGAAGCAGCUGGAGGAGCUCACCCGGUGCUAUGAGAGUUUGCAGCAGGGCCGGACCCAGUGA